UGGAGAUCUUGAAGCUCUACAGAACUUACAGUGUGAACAGAGAUCCUUGAAGAAUGAAAAGUCUGAUGUCUCUGAUCUUCCUGGUGCUGUUCUGCUCUAUGCAGGUGUCUUCAAGUGCUCCCAAUGCAAUUGCUAUGGCUCAGUCAACGUGCUGUUCAGAAUUUACAAAUGCAGCGAUUCCUUUCAAACGGUUGGUCUCAUACAAGCAGACCAGCAGCAGCUGUGUCAAACAAGGCAUUGUGUUUAAGACAAUUGUAGGGAGAGAAAUCUGUGCAGACCUUGAGGAAAACUGGGUGCGCAGACAUAUUGUUAAAUUGGACAACAGAAGAACUGUGACAACAGCAAAAACUCCAAACACCACAGUCAAAAUCUAUUCCUCUGUUUCUAUUUAA
Messenger RNA from Xyrauchen texanus (razorback sucker), 392 nucleotides. Its product is annotated as monocyte chemotactic protein 1B-like. Lineage: Eukaryota; Metazoa; Chordata; Actinopteri; Cypriniformes; Catostomidae. Gene Ontology annotation, cellular component: extracellular region. Bases 54 to 392 code for a protein of 112 amino acids. Gene Ontology annotation, molecular function: chemokine activity; CCR chemokine receptor binding. The transcript has 3 exons. The record is from RefSeq and is a predicted model, not a curated record. Gene Ontology annotation, biological process: positive regulation of ERK1 and ERK2 cascade; G protein-coupled receptor signaling pathway; cellular response to type II interferon.